AUGGGGGAGAAUCGCAGCGUAGCGGUUCAGACCGUGGCGGCGGUGUUUCUGGCUUUGGCGUCCGUUACGACGAUUCUGCGGUGCUAUGUUCGGUUGGCGAUUGUCAAGGGCUUUGGGUGGGAUGAUGGUAUUAUGGUUAUGUCCAUGUUCUUUUUCGCCAUGUUCUGUGGAUGUAUGAUCGGCGGCAGUAUCUAUGGUACUGGAAAGCACUUGACAGACCUUAGUGACGCGCAAAGAACUACAGCAAUGGAGUAUUGGUUCCUUUGCGACAUUGGCUACUGUAUAUCCUCUAUCCUGUGCAAAAUCUCUGUCAGCAUCUUCAUACUGCGCAUUACAAUUGACCGCAUGCAUCGCCUGGUCAUUGCCCUCAUGGCAACUUUCGUGAUCAUCACCGGAAUCAUCUUUUUCGUUCUUCUCCUCGUCCAAUGCCACCCCCUUUCCUACUUCUGGAUGAGGCUUUCCACUGCUGCCUCGGGAUCCGGCACUUGCAUCAGUAUCGACAUUGUCAUUGGUUCUCUAUACGCUUUUAGUGCUGCGUCUGCCCUGUUUGACUUGACUAUUGGUGUUCUUCCCAUCCUGCUGGUCAGGAAGUUGAAAAUGCGCACCGAUGUCAAAAUGGCUGUGGCUGGACUGCUGGGCAUGGCAUGCAUUGCCUCAAUUGCGGUCAUCGUUCGCAUUCCCUACAUCCACACCCUCCACAACCCCGACUUUCUCUACGCAACAACCGGUAUAGCCAUCUGGUCCAACAUCGAAACUGGCCUUGGAAUAUUCGCUGGCAGCAUGGCAACCCUUCGACCUCUCCUCCGCAAAUUCCGGGCCCCAACAAACCCCAGUUCACGCACUCGCACUUCGCCUCCUUCGCGUAGACAUCGUUCGGUCCCUUUACAUUCGAUCGAAACAUCACACGGACAGCAUCAGCAUCUUGAUCCUAUCGACGACAAAAGGUAUGGUUCUUCUUUUGCGAGCGUCGAAAUGGGACUGGAGAACGAGUCGGGAGCGGAUCAGCAGCCUAUUCUUUCGAAAAAUACUUAUGCGGCCUGUAUCAAUGUUAGGCGGGAGGUUCAUGUCACGAGUACGAGAUAG
Messenger RNA from Aspergillus wentii DTO 134E9, 1083 nucleotides. RefSeq lists its product as uncharacterized. The coding region runs from base 1 to 1083 and encodes 360 amino acids. The transcript is spliced from 5 exons. Lineage: Eukaryota; Fungi; Ascomycota; Eurotiomycetes; Eurotiales; Aspergillaceae. The record is from RefSeq and is a predicted model, not a curated record.